UGAUCAGGUUUGUUUUGGUUCCUCAUCGCACGUGUAGCCCUUCCCUCAGACUUCUUAUUUAUGUGAGGAAAGGGAGAAAUUAAGACAUUUCGCUGUCAUUGAGCCAUAGGCAACAAAGAGCACAGCAUCAUGGGAAAAGUGAGACGAAUUCGACAAAAGUACCACUCCAGCCUUUCCAAGAAUACCCCAAAUGCAACAGAAAAUGAGGACACGGGGACAGAUGCACCAAAGCUGGUUCCCAUCGCGAAGAAAAAAACAGAUCAGACUGGAAAAUCGAGUGGGAACAUAUUUGCUGGCUUGGAGAUCAAUUUAGGAGGAGCCAAAAAGACAGCUACAAACAGAGAUGAGGCGAUGGACACUAUGGCCUCAGAUUCUGCAGACCAAAGAAACAAAGGCAAGAGGAUCAAGAAGGGGAGGAUUAAACAGCGUCAUCAGGACCUAAUGAAAAAAAUUGAUGCCAUCCAAGCAGGCAAGCAGGCAGAGAAGGAACGCAAGAAACGCGAAAAGACAAAAGUAGUAGGAGACUUGCAUCCCAUGCUAAACGCGCUGCCAACAUUAGAGGAACUGAUUGCAAAUGCCAACAAGCAGCAGACAAAUACAAAGAAGGGAACAGGUCUAAAGAAACAGAAGGAAGCAAAGAAAGAUUUCAUGAGCGACAUACAGAUGAUGUUAGCAGUUAACAAGGACAAGAUAUAUAACGAUGACCCAUUUACAGCCGUUUCCAUGGCAGUGCAAAACCGAGUUCUGAAUGAUCAGGAGGGAUUGUAAUAAAACAUAUUUCCUUGG
Penaeus monodon (black tiger shrimp) is the source of this 786-nucleotide messenger RNA. Its product is annotated as protein FAM207A-like. The record is from RefSeq and is a predicted model, not a curated record. The coding region runs from base 130 to 768 and encodes 212 amino acids. The transcript is spliced from 5 exons. Gene Ontology annotation, cellular component: preribosome, small subunit precursor; 90S preribosome; nucleolus. Gene Ontology annotation, biological process: maturation of SSU-rRNA from tricistronic rRNA transcript (SSU-rRNA, 5.8S rRNA, LSU-rRNA). NCBI's taxonomy places the organism in Eukaryota, Metazoa, Arthropoda, Malacostraca, Decapoda, Penaeidae.